This is a messenger RNA of Perkinsus marinus ATCC 50983, 408 nucleotides long. RefSeq lists its product as hypothetical. Gene Ontology annotation, molecular function: dol-P-Man:Man(5)GlcNAc(2)-PP-Dol alpha-1,3-mannosyltransferase activity. The annotation marks the transcript as partial. NCBI's taxonomy places the organism in Eukaryota, Perkinsozoa, Perkinsida, Perkinsidae. The transcript has 3 exons. Gene Ontology annotation, cellular component: endoplasmic reticulum. The record is from RefSeq and is a predicted model, not a curated record.
AUGCGUAAACUCAUCCUGGAUACCAUCGCUGGUCGCAGAGUGUCCUCAAUCGUAGCCUGCAUCCUCGUACUGUUGCUCCUAGAGUACAUCACGUGUCGGUUCAUACUUGCUAGAGUGUCGUACACUGAGAUAGACUGGAAGGCUUACAUGCAGGAGGUUGAGGGUUGGCUGGUCGAUGGCGAUACGAACUACUAUCAUCUCAAGGGUGAUACCGGGCCCUUAGUAUACCCAGCAGCCUUCCUGUACUUGUACGCUAUCCUGAGGUGGAUAGCCGGUGGGGACGGCACGGAUAUCCCGGCGGCUCAGCAGGUUUUUCUCUGGCUCUAUCUGGUCACUGUCGCUAUCGUACUCGUGUGUUUGGCGUAUGCUGGCAGGAAGAAGUCAGUUCCACUAGUCUACUAUGCACUU